Messenger RNA from Adineta ricciae, 2352 nucleotides. NCBI's taxonomy places the organism in Eukaryota, Metazoa, Rotifera, Eurotatoria, Adinetida, Adinetidae. The record is from the annotation of a GenBank genome assembly.
AUGAGGGUAGUCUUAUUGCUACUCGUAUUAUACAAUGGAAUCCUUAUUCAUUCAAUGGAAUUAAAAGGUACUGCUUCUUGUCAAACUCCACUUCUUACAAACUCGAAAAUCACAACUAGUAGCAAUCUGAAUCAAUUAUCAAAUUGGUGUCCAUUGUCAACAGAUGUUAAACCUUAUCUUCAUGUAACGUUAGCAAAUUUAACUUAUAUAACAUCUCUCGAAAUCAAAUCGAAUACUCUCACGAAUAUUAAUUAUCAUCUUGAAUACACACGUGAUAAUCUAAUUGAUCAAUAUACCGUUUGGCGUUCGUAUCGCUUAUUGAAUACACAUCAAGACCAGAUUCUGCUCGAUCCACCGAUGAUCGCUAAACAUGUUCGAUUAAGUAUUAAACAUAUGGAAACAUCGUUAUGCAUUCACUUUGAGUUAUUCGGAUGUAUUUUUACUGAUGGUGUUGUGUCGUACAGUAUGUUACAAGGUGCGAAUCAACUCGAAGACGAUACGUACGAUGGACAAUACGAUGAAAAACAACGUUAUUUACAUGAUGGUCUUGGACAGCUAUCCGAUGGUCAAACAGGUCCGGAUAAUCGUGAAGAUCCUCGCGGAUUUCAAUGGGUUGGCUGGCGACGACCUCGUUCAAUCAAACAUAAUCAUUCUAUAAGCAUCUUAUUCAAUUUCGAUACUUUACGAAACUUUUCUCGUAUGACAAUUCAUGCUAAUAAUUAUUAUCCGAAGAAUAUCUUUGUUUUCCGUUCGGCUACCAUUGAAUUUGUCGAUAACGACAAUGUACAAAAACAAAAUUUCACGUCGAUUACGUAUUAUAACCAACAUGAUGAUCAAUUCGAAAUGGCACGAGCAGUAAUGAUUGAUUUAAAGAAUCAUAUUGCAUCACAACUGAGACUUCGCUUGUACUUUGAUGGAAAUUGGUUAUUGAUUAGCGAAGUUACAUUCGAUUCAUUUGUUGUACCGAUUCCGACACCCGCAUCGACAACACUACCUAACCCAAUCAAGCCUAUGAUUCAACAACAAACACAAAAAGAAACAUACAGUUUUUGGAUAUAUAUUAUCGUAUGUUUAGCAACAAUGGGCAUUGUUUUGAUGUUAGGAGCAAUUAUUAUACUUAUUCAACGAACAUUAAACGAUCAUAAAAAGAUCAAGAAGCAUUAUUUUACGCCCAUACAUAAUCACACGAAUUCAUCAGCAUCAACAACAUCAAGUGAUAUUGAUUUCAAUUCCAGUCAGCAUCGUUAUGCAACAAUAGGACCUGCUCAUCCUUACCUACUCUGUACAAGUGGUAGUAUUACUUCUGCACCAUCACCGCAUUAUGCCAAACUAAUGCCUACAACGACAUUAUUACGUACGCCUUCGUUGUUACAACAAAAUCAUAUUGAAAGUAUCUGCGGGAAUAGUGCAUACUGGACACAACGAUUAUUUACAUUCGAUAUGAAUCAGAAUCAAUUUAUACCAAUGCAUCAGAUUAAUAUUAAACGAAAAUUAGAAACACGAAAACAGGUUGUUGGUGGCGGAGAGAUUUGUCAAGGUGAAUUACAAGUAAAUCAAUCAGUAGUACCAAUCACAAUCCGACGUCUUCUUCCCAAUGCAUCAGUUCCGUCUAAAAUUUCUUUUUUCAACGAAAUCAGUCUUUUAACUUCUCUUUGCCAUCCGAAUAUCAUUCAUGCCUAUGGCUAUUGUUCCGAACCAACGAUGUCUCUCAUAACUGAAUGUCUGGAUUCCACCAGUAUUGAUCUUUAUCAAUAUUUACAUCAUUAUAAACAGGAAGAACAAAUGAACGAUAGUCUCUAUGCAACGGCAGUUUUCUUUGGCUCACAAAUCUCCUCUGCCUUAUCAUAUUUAGAAUCAUUACAUAUCUGUCAUCGCGAUAUCGCUGCACGAAAUUGUCUAGUAACACUUGAUUUAACUAUAAAAUUACAAGAUUUGGCUAUGUGUAAUGAAACGUAUGUGGAUGAUUAUGUCUUAGUACCAAUCGGUAAUGAAAUUCAAACUCGUCGACCGAUUCGUUGGUGUGCAUGGGAAACGAUUUGUUUGAAUCGAUUUACAUCGAAAUCUGAUGUUUUCUCAUUUGGUGUUCUUUUAUGGGAGAUUUUAACAAUGGCUGAACGACCUCAUAGUUUAUUAGAUGACGAUCAAGUUCUUUCGAAUUUACAUAACUCGGAACAUUGUUUACCGAUACCAACCUACGCAGCAGACUUAAUAGAAUUAAUUACAUCAUGUUGGCAGAAAUGUGACUAUGAUCGACCAUCGUUUUUUCAAAUAAAUCACUCAUUAUGUCAAAAACAACAAAAACUAAUCGCGACCACAACAACUGAAACAAACAAUUACUUACAAAUCAAUUAA